AUUUCAUAGUGAGGGAUCUUCUCAGGCUGUCAGAAUCAAAACCCGAAGACACAAAGCACCGUUAUAUGUUUGGACAGGGAGGCACCACUACUGCCCGCUCCUUUCUCUCUCUUUCUCUUUGGUCUUUUAUGCUCUCUUUGGUCUUUAGUUCCAUGUCCGUUCGGCGACUGCAGCAUAACUAGCAGAAGAGACUCACUCCCUCUAUCGCAGAAACGAAAAUAUAGUCUGCUUUCAAGCAUCCGAGAAUAAUCUAUAAAAGCUCUUCUUUUUUUUUACUUUUUCUUUUCUCUUCAUCGGUUUGGCUAAGGAAUUUCUUUUAGUUCAUUCUUCUACCGUUGUUUUCGUCUGUACGAAGCGGGUUCGUCCGAGUGUUGAAGCAUUUGUUCAGUUCAGGUAGUCGAUGAGGAACUAACUAGUCAAAUAAAUGAAUGAGCAUGGAUAAAGUAUCAUCUGACUGCCCGUACCCAGGAUGCUUCUUCUGUGUCAUGAAAGAGGGGAAUCCGAGCAAGCGCAGAGCAAGUAUACUGAAGUUUUUUAGAGAACUUCCUUCGCAGGAUGAUGAUGGUCAGGUUCUCCCAAUCAGUGGUCUUUGGAACACUGCUAUGGCACAUCCAAAUGACCCGGAGUUCAUUGAGUUGGGAAUAUUUGAAUGCAUGGCUGAACUCAUAUGGAAGGGCCUAAAAAAUCGCCGCUGGCUUUCUCAUGACCAAAACAUAUAUAUUCCUUAUUAUGCAGCUCAUGUAAUUGGAUCUUAUACCAUGAACAUGGAAGAAUUUGCAGAAAGUUCUGUUCAUGCUGGAGUGAUCCCUCCCUUAGUUGAACUUCUGAGAGGUAGGUUGACUUGGGUUGAACAAAGAGUAGCAGUUCGAGCUUUAGGGCACUUGGCUACAUAUUCCAGCACAUUUUCUGCUGUAGCAAGUCAUGGUGAGAUACUUGAGCUUUCCAUUCAACUAGCGAUGAGCUCCCUGGAAAUAGUUUACUCGCAUUUUUACCAAUAUGUCGAUAGAAGGCUAAGCUAUCACUGUGAUCUGCUUACACGUGGCAUGGGUGGUGUUGAAAUGGAGUCCAGGAAGGCGGAGGAAUGGGCUAGCCAGUUACAGUGUUGGUCCCUUCAGCUCAUUAAUUGCUUUGCUUUUAAACCUGAGUUUCUUCCUAGUGUAUGUAAGCCUGAAUUCUUAAUAAAGCUACCAGGCAUGUGGGGUGGACUUGUUAAUGAAAACUCACCUGCGGGUAUUGGUUUGUUAAGAACAAUCUGUCAUCAUAAGCUGGGUAGGGGACCUGUUGCUAGCUGUCCUGGCAUCAUUGAAGCAUUGUGCAAUAUUGCUCGAUCAUCAGAUGAUUGGCAAUAUAUGGCUAUUGAUUGCCUUCUUUGGUUACUACAAGACCCAAGUACAUGUCAUAAGGUGAUCGAUAAGGCAGUACCAGCACUUGUAGACCUAGCAGAGAUAUCAGUUCUAGGUGAUCACAAGAAGCUCGGUGAUUCCAUUUUAAAUGUUCUUCAGGAAUGCAUUCAAUCACAAGGGACUGGACGUAACUCUCUCAGCAACCGCACAAAAGAACAGAUCGAGGAACUACUAAAUUCGAGGCAGAGACUGAAAUGGGAAAAAAGCAUGCCAAAAGAGGAUCUCCAUAUUAAACAGGCAGCAGCACUAGUGGUCAAGCUUGAAGGGAAUUCCCUUUUUUCAUCAGGAAAUAUAUCUGGAGCGGCGUUAAAAUACUCGGAAGCAUUGGCAUUGUGCCCAGUGAGAUCCAAAAAAGAGAGAGUGGUUUUGUACAGUAAUCGAGCUCAGUGUCAUCUUCUGUUGCAACAACCCCUGGCUGCCAUAAGUGAUGCUACACGUGCUCUUUGUCUACACAACCCUCUUAACCGUCAUGCCAAAAGUCUGUGGAGAAGAGCUCAGGCAUAUGACAUGCUAGGCUUAGCUAAGGAGAGCUUAUUGGAUGCCAUUUUGUUUAUAAAUGAAUGUUCUCAAUCAAAUGACCCUGAUCUCUCAUUAAGGCAAAAUAGGGUUCCUGACUAUGCUGAGCGAUUAGUGAAGAAGCAGAUGCGUGCUGCUUGGUUAUUUAGGGAGGCAGCUAUCAAACAUGGGGGUGUCCACUGUGAGGGUGAUGCUGGUGACAUCUAUGGCCAAGAUACUGACGAUUCUGAGUGGGAGACAGCUAGUGAAAGUGAUAUAGGAAAUGAUGGAAGGGACGACAUGGGCGCCGAUGAUGAUGAUGAUGACGGUGCAUGGAAGAAUGAUGAUGAGAGGAAAGAUAAAUAUGACAAGCCUUCGAUGAAAGACAUAAAGCAUGGAUACAACGAGUGAACGUCAUUGAAUGCAAAGCAGAAACACUUGCUGUAAACUAUCAAGGCCCCAAAUUAAGUAGCUUGGAGUUAUGAGAUUUUAUGUUCAGCACCUACAGCGGUGGCCACCUCGAUGCAUUGGAAAUUGUCUUCUUUCUCGUAUCAAUUAGUUUGGGAAGGAAAUAUGCUUUUUGGUAAUUUUGUUUGACAGUGAUAACUACUUGUUUAAUCUUUCUUUUUUCAUUGCCAUACAUGAUUUUUACCUUCUUUUUUUUUUUUAAAAAUGUUAAAAGGCAACUGUAGAAAAUGUUAAGAUGUGGAGUCUAGAGCAAAUAUUGAGUUAAAUUAUGUGAUUGUUUUUCAAGUGAUUUAAGAGGCUUGUACAUACGAAACCAUGGGGUAUUGAAUUCGAACUACAUCUUUCUGAAUUUGAGUGAUGACAUGAUUUUCA
This is a messenger RNA of Juglans regia (Persian walnut), 2738 nucleotides long. RefSeq lists its product as uncharacterized. The transcript is spliced from 4 exons. The record is from RefSeq and is a predicted model, not a curated record. Lineage: Eukaryota; Viridiplantae; Streptophyta; Magnoliopsida; Fagales; Juglandaceae. The coding region runs from base 429 to 2309 and encodes 626 amino acids. Gene Ontology annotation, molecular function: protein binding.